GCUACACACAUGAGCCUGUCUGCUCCCGGGAUUAUCUAACCACUUCUGAAUCUGAUGAAGAAAUGCAGGCAUGAGCAGGGUUAGUGGCUGUAGAAUCCCAGUGCAAGAAGAGACCAGCAAUGGACUAUAGCCGGACAGACGCUAACCUGGCUUUCUCUGCAAAACUGUCAUCCUAAACAAGACCAGGUUCACAGAAUGCUGAGUCCCAUUGUCUCCUAUAGCCUGUUAAAGAUGCACUGGAACCCAGAGCAUGCCCAGCCCCUGAGCCAGUGGCCUGAGCAACAUUUGGAUGUGUCCUCCACCACCUCUUCCCCCGCCCACAAGUCAGAGCUUUACCCCAGCCGCAACCGUGGCUCUUACAGCUACGCAUGGGCAAACGAUGACAUCUCGGCCCUCACUGCCUCCAACCUUCUGAAGCGCUAUGCCGAGAAGUACUCGGGCGUGCUGGAUUCGCCCUACGAUCGCCCCACAGUGAGCACCUACCCAGAACCAGGGGCCUUUGGAGCCCUCAACGGAAGCCAGAAGAGCGAAUUGGAGCCCUGGCCGCUGACGCACAGCACUGAAGGAACGUACCCGCUGGUGCCCCCUUCCGCACACGAUGCCCUUACUGGGCCCAAGGUGGUUCCGACGUCGGCAGGCCCACCUGGCUCGGGCAGCGUGUCGGCAGCAGUCAACAGCAACCUGUCAGACUCUGGAUACAGCGGGAGCAGCUCCUGUAGCGGCCCCCACUCUAGCGAAUACCCCCCUAGCUACAAUGGCACCUACCUCUCGUCAGGGUACUGUCCCCAACCAAGCUCAGCACUUCCUCCAGCCUCCCUACAUGCUUUGCAGCCCACUCCAACCCUCGUACCCAGUUAUGCACCCUCUGCCCCUGUCUACAACUACCCACCCAGCAGCUACCCUCAUCAGACCAGCUUAGUUCCCAGCUACAGCCACCCCCCAACUCCCUACCUACCCUCUGGGCUGGCUGCACCCACUCCUCUAACCUCACGGCCCACCGUGGUAGGAGGCAGCUACGGCUACCAGAACACCAGUCUGGGCAGCUCGGAGCCCGUGGGAUCGUUAAAGAGAAAGGCAUUUGAGAUGACCCUGGAGGAGGACGACGGGGAUAGCUCGCGCUACAGGAAGUACGGGUACGAUCCCAUGAAGCCAGGUGGCGACUCGCCCUACAGCGUCGGCGACAAAGGGGAGUGUCGCGGGAACGGCUUCAGUGCAACCAGCACGGAGGCACAGGCUUUCAAGCCCAACAAGCCCUCAUCCCAGCCUGCCAUUGGGGGAGAGGAGGUGGGAAAAUACAGUGGGAUGAAGCCCCUGGUCUCACCUCCCUAUGCAGCAGCAGGGGACUACAGCCCCCCGGCUGCAAUUACGGGGGAGAACGGAGGAGCAGAACAGAGUUUCUCCCAGCACCGCUCACACAAGCGCUCAGCCCCCUGUUCACAGCCUAACGACCCUUUAAAGAAUGCAGAGCCUCGUCUGCUGGACCUGGUGAGCAGCGAGUUGCAGGACUGCAGUCCAGCGUUGCUGUGGGGUGAGCUGGCCGGACACACUCACAUCAAAGCUGCACUGGAGGAGGACCUGCUGUGGCCUGUGCUGAGGCCCAACCCUGCCGUCCACCCGCCUAGAACCGUCCUCAUGUUUGGCCCGCAGGGAGGGGGUAAAACCACGCUGGUGCGUUCCAUGGCUUCUCAGCUUGGCGCUACUUUCUACCGGCUGAGCGGCUCCACGCUGGCCUCCAAAUGGAAGGGUGAGGCAGAGCAGCUUCUGGCCACGUUGUUCUCGGUGGCAGCUGCUAGGCAACCAGCCGUGGUGAUGCUCAGCGAGGUGGAGGCUCUGAAGGAGGAGGGUCUCCGACAGCAGUUGCAGGCCCAACUGGAGAAAGCACAGCACGGGCAGACGGGUGGCCCGGCCUUGGUUGUGUGCACCACGCGCCGGCCUGACCUGCUGAAAGAGCCCCUGCUGCGCUGCUUCUCCAAGCGCUACCACGUAGCCUUGCCCGACGGGAGCGUGCGCAGGCAAGUGCUGCUUCAGGCCCUGGCACCUCAAGGCUGCAGCCUGAGCGAGCGGGAGUUGGCCGCCGUGCUGCAGCGCUCAGAGGGAUUCUCCAUCUGGGAGCUCCUGCAGCUCUGCCAGCAAGCCCUGGCUUCUGCCUCUGCCUCCACCCCUGGUUCUCUGCACGGCCUCCCCGCUCCUCUCACCGCUCCCGCCUUCAAAGACUUCGAGAAUGCCUUCUGCAAGGUACGCCCCCACAGCACCCCUAAAGAACUGGACACUUGUAUGGAGUGGAGCAAGGUGUACAGCCACUGAUGUACCAGUUUUGUAGCUGGAAGGGGACUGCUAAUCUGUAUUUUCUCUUUGCGUUGAUGCGCAAAGCCUUGUGGAUGUUCUGUUUAUUUUUUUUUUUUAACUUCUUACUUGCAGCCAAAAGAUGGGGUUUAGGUUGGGAAAUCUCAACUUUGGGUGUGGUGACAUUUCCAAUUGAAUGCAAUUUAACUGGGAAGCCAUGGUGUGUU
Molecule: messenger RNA, 2510 nt
Organism: Chanos chanos (milkfish)
Lineage: Eukaryota; Metazoa; Chordata; Actinopteri; Gonorynchiformes; Chanidae
Gene: fignl2
Product: fidgetin like 2
Exons: 3
Coding region: 196-2304 (702 amino acids)
Molecular function (GO): ATP hydrolysis activity; ATP binding; microtubule severing ATPase activity
Source: RefSeq, a predicted model, not a curated record